Messenger RNA from Haliotis rubra (blacklip abalone), 714 nucleotides. Its product is annotated as extensin-like. The record is from RefSeq and is a predicted model, not a curated record. The coding region runs from base 1 to 714 and encodes 237 amino acids. Lineage: Eukaryota; Metazoa; Mollusca; Gastropoda; Lepetellida; Haliotidae. The transcript has a single exon.
AUGCCUCCAAACCUCAGAGCCUCCAUGUCUCCAUACCUCCAAGCCUCAAUGUCCCCAUUCCUCCAAGCCUCCAUGUUCGCAUGCCUCCAAGCCUCCAUGUCUCCAUGCCUCCAUGCCUCCAAGUCACCCAUGCCUCCAAGUCUCCAAGCCUCUAAGUCCUCAUGCCUCCAAGCCUCUGUGUCCCUAUGCCUCCAAGUCUCUAAGCCUCAAUGUCCCCAUGUCUCCAUGUCUCCAUGCCUCCAAGCCUCCAAGUCUCCAAGCCUCUAUGCCUCCAUGCCUCCAUGCCUCCAAACCUCCAAGCCACUACGGCUCCAAGCCUCCAAAUUCCCCAUGCCUCGAAGCCUGCACUCCUCGAAGUCCCCAUGGCUCCAAGCCUCCAAGCCUCCAUGUCCUCAUGCGUCCAUGCCUCAAAGCCUCAAUGUCCCCAUGCCUCCAAGCCUAAGUCCCCAUGCGUCCAAGGGUCUAAGCUUCAAUGUCCCUAUGCCUCCAUUCUCCAAGUCCCCAUGCCUCCAAGUCUCCAAGCCUCCAAGUCCCAAUGCCUCCAAGCCUCGAAGUCUCCAUGCCUUCAAGCCACCAUGCCUCCAAGCAACCAAGUUUCCAAGCCUCCACGCCUUCAAGCCUCCAAGCUUCCAAGGCUCCAUAUCUCCAAGCCUUCAAGCCUGCAAGUCUCCAAGCCUCCAAGUCUCCAAGCCACCAUGUCCCCAUGCCUUCUAG